Danaus plexippus (monarch butterfly) is the source of this 1709-nucleotide messenger RNA. RefSeq names its product protein drumstick (gene drm). Gene Ontology annotation, cellular component: nucleus. Bases 341 to 583 code for a protein of 80 amino acids. Gene Ontology annotation, biological process: embryonic pattern specification; embryo development; regulation of transcription by RNA polymerase II. The transcript has 4 exons. Gene Ontology annotation, molecular function: RNA polymerase II transcription regulatory region sequence-specific DNA binding; DNA-binding transcription factor activity, RNA polymerase II-specific. Lineage: Eukaryota; Metazoa; Arthropoda; Insecta; Lepidoptera; Nymphalidae. The record is from RefSeq and is a predicted model, not a curated record.
AUAAUCGCCGGACCGCAAAAUUGUAUUAUUUAUUAUUCGUUCAGUUUGUAAAACACAAUUAUUCGGCGGCCGAAUGUCAUCUGUUUACUUCUUUUUUGGUAUCAGACCGAAUCGGUCGGUCUUGUAAAUUCACAUAUUUAAAACUUAAAAAAAAAAUCGCUAUCAUACUUUCCUGAUUUCUUUUACAAGCAGUUGUGUCGCAGCGUUGAUAUUGUUCGGUCUCAUUUAUACGUAUUCGAGAAUUUUUAAUUCUCUGUGAUUUUUUUAUUCCACUUCCAAGUUUAAUCAAAUCCGUUCCAAUGGGCGCCCAAGCCCCGCCCGUAACCAUAGACCAGACAAAAUGUUCGCCGUGAUGCAAAUCGACGAGGAUCACACAAGGGAUUUCAGGCGUAAGCUGCGGCCAAAGUGCGAGUUUGUCUGCAAGUAUUGCCAACGUCGGUUCACCAAGUCUUAUAACCUGAUGAUUCAUGAACGCACGCACAAAAGCCCCGAGCUGUCAUUCAGCUGCGAGGUGUGCGGCAAAAGUUUCAAACGACAGGAUAACUUGCGUCAGCACAGAUGUAGUCAAUGCUUGUGGCGGUGAAGGUGAUGAAGCACGAUCCAACAACAGCGGUCUCUCUUAUGCAAUAGAAGAUGUACACUAUGCUCCCAAGACAAAUUUACGCUGGUGAUUAUAAAGACCUGUCAUCAAAACAUACGGGAUUCCCAACAGUAUUCAAGCUUCUAUUGUUAACACCAGAAUGGGAUGUUGCAAUUAAUCCUUACAUGUGAUGCUAGCACAGUAUCAAAUAUAUAUUUUUUAUUAUUUCCAUACAUUGAAAUACACAAAAAUAUAUUUUUUGUAGUGUCAUCACUGAUAUCACACGGGCUUUUUGUAAUCUUAUAAUCAUUAUUUACAAGAAAAAAUUUAAUAACAGUUUUAUAGUUUAAUGGUAACAGCAUUCUGGUGAACUGUACAUAGUAUUUAUUAGAAUAAGUUAGCAUUUUCACGGCUUACUGCUUAAUAAUUUUUAUGUAAUAUAAUAUUUAUAUCAUGUUUAAAAUAUUGUUACUAAUAUAAUCUUUUACGUAGAACGUACUUUAUGAACUGUUUGGUUUCUUGAUAUUUUUUUUUUUUAUAAAAAAAAAUACAAAAAGUCAAAAAGCGCUGGUAAUAUAAAUUUAUUAUUAAAGCUUUUCCAUAACAUUCCCUACAUGUUUCCUGUACAUUUUAAGGGUUGUUCCUAAUGCUUAGUAUAUGGGUGUGUUAUAUUACUUGGCUUGGCCUUUCAAAUCAAUAUAUUUGUCAAUGGUGGAAACCUAAAUAUAUUUGAACUGUUCAAAUAACAACGGUACCACUAUUGAUAAAUACAAUUAUGAAGCCUAAAUACAGUAAUAGUUGUAAGAUUAUUAAUAAUAUUUUUUAUUAAAUUAACACAUAUGAUUUCUAUUCUUUCAUAUAUUUAAUCGUUAAACUGCCAAUACUUCGCAUCGCGAAAUAUUGGUGACGUUUGAGGAAUGUGUCGUGACAAAAUAUAUAAAUAUAUUUUAUAUAUCAAAUGUAUUGACAUGCCUUUAUAUUGCUUUAAAUAUUGUAUCGACAAGGGGUGAAAAUAUAUUCCAUGUGCCAAUAUGUGACAAUUGUCACUUAGCCAUAUUAUAUAGACUUAGUUAUGUAUGUAUCCGAUUACAUUGUAGAAAGUAAUAAAAAAUAAAUAUUGUAUAAUGAA